Messenger RNA from Dioscorea cayenensis subsp. rotundata (Guinea yam), 1450 nucleotides. RefSeq lists its product as uncharacterized. The record is from RefSeq and is a predicted model, not a curated record. The transcript is spliced from 7 exons. Bases 47 to 1225 code for a protein of 392 amino acids. NCBI's taxonomy places the organism in Eukaryota, Viridiplantae, Streptophyta, Magnoliopsida, Dioscoreales, Dioscoreaceae.
ACCAAGAAAGAAAGAAGCUGCUUUUGGCGUUGGUUCUCGUCGGAACAUGGGUAAGCGGAGGAGUAACAGAAGAAGGGGGAGGCACCGUUCGGUACCGAAGGUUUCGCCGGAGGAGGAGACAUCUGCCAGUCCCCUUCCCAUGCAAGAUACUUGUGAGGCGAAGAGCGAGCAUGAUGAGAAAAAAGAGUCUUCAUCUGGAUGUGAAGAUAGGUCUGCUGCAGAGACAAGCAGGCCUCAAAGAACGCCAUUGAGUGUACCUGCUGCAUCUGUUGACAAUAUUAGUGUAGGAACUUCAUCGAUAGCUGCUAAUUUGCAAGAACUUAGUCUGAAAAAGGAGGAUCAUGGUGCACUAUCUGCUGAGGAGAGACCUGCAGUAAUAAUUCCUAAUCACUUGCAAGUUUCUGAUGCUGACUUAUCACUUUUCAAGUUUGGUAGUUUUAAUGUUGAUGAGCUUCAGAAAAUUGUAAGAUCAUAUACAACGCAACCAAUUCAUCAUCGAUCAUAUGUUAGAAACCAAAAUUAUGAACAACUUAAGUCUCUAUUAGAGGAAACUCAGGCAAGUGUAGCUUCCUCACCUGAUAUUGUUCUGAGUGCUUUAGGGAGAAGUUCAACUUCACAACCAGAAAUCGCCAGAACUGAGUCAUUAGACCUUGAACAUGGACCUCAGCACAACUUUUUAUCUGUCUUUGACUACUCAUUGCCAAGCAGCAUUGGCAUUGGUCCAGAAGGCUACUUACAACAACAAAAUCCAUAUCCUGCCUCAUAUUUAGCGCACACAAGGUCAGAUACCACCACUUCAUCUCAUUCAACACAGCAGUCAUUGUCUACCACAAGUAUCCACACUGGCCAGAUGCAACCUCAACAUUUACCUGUCGACAGAAAUUCUCAGUCAACCUUUCCUACUAAUUUCGUCUUCCCAUUUCAGCCUCAAAGCAAUGCUUAUCCAUACCGUUUGCCUACAACCAGCAACCUUCAACAAAGGCAAACAUUGAAUCCUUUUGCACCACCUUUUAUACCAGUUCGGCAUAAUCAACCUUCAACCAUGCAACUGACAGAAAGGAAUUAUUAUAUCCCUCAGCAGAGCUUUCCCAGACCAAUGCCAGCUAUGCUCACCAGCACACCCAGCAACCUUCCCACAGAGUUGCAGGAACAUCAAUGGAACCUUCCUUCAGGGAACUCGAGUGACUCUGAAGACCCGCAGUCGGAUUACUCUGAUCAAAUGUAGGGGAACCAACAGUACAUUCUAUUCCUCUGGGAUUAUAUGGGUGUUUCAAUACUUGUAUUUUGUACUAUUGACAUGGCUAUAUAGUAUCAGAUCCUGGUUUUUCGGUUGCAUGACACACAAUAAGAAACAUUUAGCUAGCUACUGAGGUUUGAUGUAUUUUAGAAAAUCAGUGUGUUGUAGCCAGCACAAAAUACGGCAAUUUCUCCAUCUUCCGGUAAAUAUUGA